Molecule: messenger RNA, 1383 nt
Organism: Suillus subaureus
Lineage: Eukaryota; Fungi; Basidiomycota; Agaricomycetes; Boletales; Suillaceae
Product: major facilitator superfamily domain-containing protein
Exons: 15
Coding region: 1-1383 (460 amino acids)
Biological process (GO): transmembrane transport
Molecular function (GO): transmembrane transporter activity
Source: RefSeq, a predicted model, not a curated record
AUGUCUGCCUCACAAAAUGCCGAAGGUGAUCCACGCCUCGUCGUCCUCGAGCCAGAGGACGACCCGCAGAACAUGUCCUCGUUCAGACGGUGGCUCGCGGUCCUGAUCAUCAGUUCCGCCUCUCUAUGCGUGACAUGUGCUUCUUCGAUUGCGAAACAGGGUUCCGCUCAAACAUUCAAUGUCUCACAUGAAGUGACUAUUCUCGGACUUAGCCUAUUUGUGGUAGGUCUCGGAUCUGGACCGCUCCUCGUUGGCCCAUUAUCCGAAGUGUAUGGUACAAAUGUCGUAUACCAAAUAUCUUAUGUGUUAUUCUUUAUCUUCACAUUCCCCGUGGUGUUCGCUCCCAAUAUCGGUGUUUUCUUGGUCUUUCGCCUUAUCACUGGAUUCUGCGGAUCAGCCUUUUUGAGUGUAGCUGGAGGUAGUGUAAGCGAUAUGUUUCCGAAUUCGAGUAUUGCAAGUCCGAUGGCUGUGUAUACCAUAUCUCCAUUUAUUGGACCAGUGGCUGGCCCCUUGAUUGCUGGAUUCAUCAAUCAACACCUAUACUGGGAAUGGACGUAUCGAGUGCAGUUGUGCUGGAUUUUCGUAGAGUUUCUGAUGUUGGUUCUAUUUGUUCCUGAGACGUACGUCCCAGUGAUCCUAAAGAAGAAGGCAAUAAGAUCGCGGGAGUCGACUGGAGACCCAAAGCUUUAUGCUCCUUUAGAUAGACGGGAAGGCACUCUUACUUCUGCUAUCCUCGUCAGUUGCUACAAACCGUUUCAAUUACUUCUAUUCGACCGAAUGGCACUACUUUUAGAUUCCUGGAAUGCCCUUAUUCUUGGAAUCCUAUACCUGGCAUUCCAAGCAUUCCCCAUUAUUUUCGAAGAUACUCAUGGAUUUAAUACGCAAAACACUGGACUAGCAUUCAUUGGGAUUGGACUCGGGAUGCUUUCGGCCAUUUCCACACAACCGCUUUGGAACAGGGAGUACGACGGUGAUCCACCUCCUGAGAUGAGGCUUAUUAUGGGUCAAGUAGGAGGGAUACUCGUGCCAGUGGGUUUAUUCUGGCUCGCGUUCACUACAUAUCCGCAAGUCCACUGGAUUGCCCCAAUCAUCGCGUCUGUGCCUUUCGGCUCUGGGAUAUAUUUCGUUUUCACAUCAACGUUCACGUACCUUGUCACCGCAUACCGCCCAAUCGCUGCCUCUGCCAUGGCAAGUAAUAGUGCAUUGCGGUCAGCAUUUGCCGCUGCGUUUCCACUAUUCGCGGGAGCAAUGUAUGAUAGACUGGGGACUGUUGGCGCUACCGCUCUUCUGGCCAGCCUCUCAACGAUCAUGGCGCCAUUACCUUUCAUAUUUUACCGAAUUGGCGCGCGAUUGCGGAAGAACUCGCGUUUCGCAGCGCAUUAA